Molecule: messenger RNA, 1200 nt
Organism: Centruroides sculpturatus (bark scorpion)
Lineage: Eukaryota; Metazoa; Arthropoda; Arachnida; Scorpiones; Buthidae
Gene: mRpS35
Product: 28S ribosomal protein S35, mitochondrial-like
Exons: 8
Coding region: 72-1184 (370 amino acids)
Biological process (GO): mitochondrial translation
Cellular component (GO): mitochondrial small ribosomal subunit
Molecular function (GO): structural constituent of ribosome
Source: RefSeq, a predicted model, not a curated record
GGAACAUAUUACUACCGCCAUGGGGCGCAAUAGUCUGUGUAACUCAAGUCCGACAACUACGAUAAGACGAGAUGGAUACGAAAUUUCGCUUAUUACUGAAUAUAUCUCGUUCUUCGAAUCGAAAAUUCUCGUAUUUUUACAAAAGGACCAAUUUAUUAGGAUAUUCGACAGAAGCAGCGUCCGACCAACCUAAGAAUGAUGAAGAGUUUAGAAAAUUUGAGUUAAGUAAAAAGGUCGAACGAAGUAGACGACGUCAACAAACAACCCAGAAAAUACCGACACCUCCACCUCGUUAUUUAAGAUUACCAACCGAUGCUCCUUGGAUGAAUGUUUGGCCGAUGGCUCAAAGUUUUCGUCCAUCUGUAGUUCCACUCCCAUUAAGACAGGGUUAUGUGGAAAAAGGUGCACCACCUGGAAAAUUUGCAAAUGCAGAAUUGAUGAAGAUACCCAAUUUUCUUCAUUUAACUCCACCUGCUAUCAAAAAACAUUGCGAGGCCAUUAAAAAAUUUUGUACAAAGUGGCCAGAAAAAUUAGAAACUGAUGAAAUCUGCGAUAAAUAUUUUCCACUUGAAUUUAUUACUAGUGAUUAUUGUUAUUCAUCACCAUCUAUCAGAGAACCGAAAGCAAGAAUUGUCACAUUAAAAAUAAAAUUAUCAUCACUUACUCUCGAUUACCAUGCACGUGAUAAGUUGUUGCGCUUAGUUGGAGAACGUUAUGAUCCAAAUACAGAUAUGUUAACUUUAGUGGCAGAAAGAUGUCCACUAAGACAACAAAACAAAGAUUAUGUUAUUUAUUUAUUAACUGCACUAUUUUAUGAAUCUUGGAAAACUGAGCCUUGGGAAGCAGAGAAAACAGAAGCAGAUAUGGAAAAAUUUUUUUGGGAAAAUAGUUUGUCCCAGAAAAAAAUAAUAGAAUUAGUUUCAUGUGUUAAAGAAUAUGACAAAAAGAAUAAAAGUGAAGAAGAUUCAUAUAUCAAAAGUUUACCUAAUGAAUAUGAUAAAAGAGAUGUGCUUGUUCUAAAUGAAGUAAAAUCAUAUGAAAAAGCAAUUCUUGAACUUAAGAAUGAAGGAGAAGAUGAAAUGACUCUUAAACAAUACAGAGAAGCUGUUGUUAAUUUAAUAAAUUUGAAAACACUUCCAAAGAAAGAAAUAGGUCACUGUAAUAUACAAAAUACUGAAAAAUAAAUGAAUGUUUUAUGGA